AGGUUUCUCGCGUGUCCUGGCACAAAUUCCAAGGAGGGGUUUCCCCGCAAAGCAAUCCCUAGGUAUCAAGUACUUCUGCAGACAGUGAUGAAAGCUCUUUCUUGUACCUUCAAGACCAGGAGCAUCGUCCUGGUUUGUAAUUGCUACAUCCUCUUGUCCUCUGUGAGCCUGCUGGUUGGGGCAAGCUGCACAUCCGAUGCAAGCUGCGGCAUGGCGGGGGGGCUCGGGCUGGGGAAGCGAUGGAACGGCAUCCUAAAGGCGCUGGAGAAUUCCUUCAAGGCCCACAAGGAGAACCUGAGCAGCGUCAAGAAAGACUUCGAGGAGUACUGCAGUGCUCUAGAGAACAUCAAGGGAGCGAGCGUGAUCGAGUCGCUGCCGCGAUCGCCGCCGGUGGAGAUCAGCUCCAAGUUUGCUGAGUUGCGGAACCAUCACGUCAAAGGGAUCCUGGACGAGCUGGACAGGAAUGGGGAGGACAACAGCAUCUCCUCAGUCACCCCGGGGCCCGACGGAUCCCCGAGUCCCCCGGACUUGGUGAACGCCAAGGUCUCGAGACUGACGCAGGUGUCACGCGCUGAUCCGCCAAGGUUGACGAAGUACACGAGGAGGACGUCGAUGGAGGACAUUGUCGUUCCUGAUGUGCAUUAUGAGAAGCCGGUGGAGGAGAUUGUUUGCUUUCUCGACAUCGACAAGUGCUCGAUCUACGGGCAAGACGGAAAUGACCUGGCAAUUGCCAUGCAGUGGAUGCAGAAACCAUUCCCUGUCCUUGUAGAGCUUUAUCGGCGACUCCUCAACCCUCGUCUCAAGCAACUGUUUUCCCAACUUCGAAUGACCGUAAAGAAUCUCCCGGUCGUUCUCUACACCAUGAGACCUCAGCUGCUCCAGUAUCGCUCUGCUUGCAGAGAGGAGAGGUUCACGUUGAGAUGGAAGACGGAGUGGCAUCAUUCGGUGGACCAGGUCCUCAUUCCCACCGACAUCUCUGAUCCUUCGGAGAUCUUGGCUGAGUACAGCGGAAGUGUCUCCUUGUGGGAUCCUGAGAAGCAGGACCUGUACAUGUCGUUCCAGCGUUUGCUUGCCAUCCGUCAAGUCAUCCAAGAAGAGCUGGAACUGGAGAGCGUUCCUGAGUUGGUGGUCACCUCGGUGAUGAAGGAUGUACAAGGAACAGCGAUCAAACUUGGGCAUCGACCAGAGAAAUGCUAUUUGUGGGAUGACAACCAAGUGCUGGAGGGACAACCACACGUUCUCACCGUCGAGCCUUUCGUCGCAAUGGAUCCCCAUGGGAAGAAUUCCCUGCUGCAAUUCCUUCGAGACGAGCUUCCCGAGCACGAGCUGACUGAAGAAGUCGCUGAGUUCAUGAUUGGCGCCAAGCCGGAAAUGCGAUCGUUGGUCGAGAGCGAAAACUGCAACGGUUUUCAAUACCUCGUGCACGAAUGUAAUGAGAUCAAUCGAUUUCCCAUCCCCGACCUGCCGGUCUACUACACUCGACCAAGAUACACAGAGAUGCAAACCUUCCGAGAGGCGAUGAGAGAGAAAGACGCGAACAAGGAGGGAGGAUACAACAGCGCCAUCAUCGAGUUCUGGACACCACGAGGAGUUUUAGAACGAGACGAGCAGUUGGAGGCUCUCCAUCAAUGGCAGGAGAAAGUUGAGAUGAUAUGGUGAAGGCCGUUGGUUCUGUCUUGUAGACUAGUGUACAUACGUGUGAGAUAAUCGACAUGCUUUGUUGUGUUAAAACGAACUUGUUUG
This is a messenger RNA of Guillardia theta CCMP2712, 1743 nucleotides long. RefSeq lists its product as hypothetical. Lineage: Eukaryota; Cryptophyceae; Pyrenomonadales; Geminigeraceae. The record is from RefSeq and is a predicted model, not a curated record. Bases 211 to 1659 code for a protein of 482 amino acids. The transcript is spliced from 15 exons.